AUGUCUUUCAGCAUCAACUUCCAAGAUGUCAAUUCAUUCUCCAAGACGUUCAUAUCAUUGAAAGACAAUGUGCGGUGGUUUGUACAUGUAGACCUGUUCGUUUUGAGAGGCAACCUUGUAGGGCCCACCAGUGGCGGACCCACAGAGGCGCAAGGAGGUGUAGUUGUACCUCCCCUUGCCAAAAAAUUCUGUGGAGAGGUUGGAGUACGCCCCUCUUCUAGUGCCAAGGUUCUGCAUCUGAGGUGUGUUGCAAGGCUUUUCAAAACGAGGAAGAUGACUUGGGUUCAUUUGUUUGUAGCGCAAAUGACGCCGUCUUCUUAA
This is a messenger RNA of Prunus armeniaca (apricot), 321 nucleotides long. The record is from the annotation of a GenBank genome assembly. NCBI's taxonomy places the organism in Eukaryota, Viridiplantae, Streptophyta, Magnoliopsida, Rosales, Rosaceae.